Messenger RNA from Suhomyces tanzawaensis NRRL Y-17324, 1035 nucleotides. RefSeq lists its product as uncharacterized. Gene Ontology annotation, molecular function: fatty acid elongase activity. Gene Ontology annotation, biological process: fatty acid elongation, polyunsaturated fatty acid; fatty acid elongation, monounsaturated fatty acid; sphingolipid biosynthetic process. NCBI's taxonomy places the organism in Eukaryota, Fungi, Ascomycota, Pichiomycetes, Serinales, Debaryomycetaceae. The record is from RefSeq and is a predicted model, not a curated record. Bases 1 to 1035 code for a protein of 344 amino acids. Gene Ontology annotation, cellular component: endoplasmic reticulum membrane. The transcript has a single exon.
AUGGCUUUGAUUCACUUUGGCUUACCAAGUCCCGAGGUGUGGAAGUUUCCCAACUUGAACACACCCGUGGCCCCCAGCCCGUUCCUGUGCCAAUUGUUGACCCAGCUCUACGAGGCAUCCAUGAAGGUGACCACCCCCAUGACCAUCGCCAUCGUGUACUUCACAUCGGUGCAUUUCAUCAACCCCAUCGUCAGAAAGCGCCAGUUGAACAAGUACUACGCCAAGGCAGGCGCCAAGGGUGACUCCAAGGCCGCCAACCCUAAAAAGUUGCCUGCUGCCCCAUACUCCAUCUCGCAGACCGCCUGGUUCAGGGUGUUUGUGUUGGUGCACAACAUCUUCCUCUGUGCCUACUCGGCGUGGACCUUCUUGGGCAUGACCUCUUCCAUCGUCUCCAACAUGGAGUUCUUCAAGGGCAGCAUCUUGCCCUCGUUCUUCCAGGACCAGGAGUUCACCUACAGAAAGGUGGAGGUGUUCUUCCAGCUGAUCUGCGACUCCAAGCAGGGCGUGUUCUCGCGGUUGCUCAAUGACACCGGUAUUCACAACUUGGAGGUGUUUGGCUUCUGGUUCUACAUUUCCAAGUUCUACGAGGUCAUCGACACCAUCAUCAUCUUGUUGAAGGGCCGCGAGUCGUCGUUGUUGCAGAGCUACCACCACGCGGGUGCCAUGAUGUGCAUGUGGGCCGGUAUCCGGUUCCAGUCCCCUCCUAUCUGGAUCUUCGUUGUGUUCAACUCGUUCAUCCACUCCUUGAUGUACUUCUACUUCUCUUUGAGCUGCUUACACAUUCGCGUGCCCAACAUUUUCAAGAGACUUUUGACCACCUUACAGAUCACCCAGUUUGUCAUUGGGGGCUCGAUUGCCAUCUUGCACGCGUUUGUGUGGAUCAUCGACACCAGCACCAGCGGCGAGCUGGAGCUUAUCAGUUGCAUCAGCAACCCUGACCAGGCGUUGUCCAUCUUGAUCAAUGUGGCUUACUUAACACCAUUGACCAUGUUGUUUGGGGCCUUCUACAUCGACAGUUACUUGAAGAGAAAGUGA